This is a messenger RNA of Neurospora tetraspora, 2402 nucleotides long. RefSeq lists its product as uncharacterized. Bases 341 to 2314 code for a protein of 657 amino acids. NCBI's taxonomy places the organism in Eukaryota, Fungi, Ascomycota, Sordariomycetes, Sordariales, Sordariaceae. The record is from RefSeq and is a predicted model, not a curated record. The transcript is spliced from 4 exons.
CGUCCGGGAAUCCAGUCCCAGUCCGGACUCACCCGUGCGGUCUAUGCGAUAUGCCCUGGGCCAUCCUAUCUACGCUAUGUGCUUCUUGAAGGGCCCGGAGUUCGCUUUUGGUGUUCAAGAGUUCAGGGUUUGUUUCGUCCCAUCCACGGUCAACCUCCACAUGCUAUGCUUGAUCUACUCCUCCAUCCCAUGUCAUUUCUCUCCAUUCAUCCCACCUUGAUCAAACCAACUACGAGUCAGCAAAUUCGACGAGUUUUCAUGACUUGACGACGACAGGUCCGAGGCCACUGCUGCGGCUUACCGCCAUCGCCAACCUUGUGGUUGUCUUACAACCAUCCCGAUGUCGCCAUUUUACGCUUUGGAUGGAGGCGGCGGGUGGUUAGAGUCGCGGGUCGACACACGAUGGACGCCGGAAAGUGAUUCGAGCCGGACAGGUUAUGGCAUGUUCCAGUCGGCGACGAACUCGCCGGAUUCACAGACCUUCACCCAAUUCCGGUUUGCUGCCGCCAAAUCCAUCAGAACAUCCACCGUCAUCUUGGCCUCCUUCAACACCAUAGCAGCUUUUGCGACGGCUGUUGGGAUUCUGGUCGAUACCUACCAUCGUGAGAAGAGGGAGAAUAAGAGGUUUAGGUUUAGUCGGAAUGGCUUCUCCUUUGUGCCCGCGACCGAGGCGUUUCCGCUUAUUCUAUCAGUCGGUAUUGUUGUCCAGGGCAUCACAUUCGCCGUUGCCCAGUCAAUGGGACUUGAUUCGCUCUUCGGCUCCGGAUGUACCCUGAUUGCCGUGUUCAUGUUUCCUGCUGUUUUCAUCGUUCCAUAUGUCCAGUUAGUGUUUGGACUUGAAGUCACAAUAAGGAGCCUGCUAAAGAAGCCAUUUGCUCCGAGAGGGAGGUGGAACGUGACAAUCUGCCUUACCGUGGUUGGCUUGCUUCUCCUUGUGAACUUGUUGGUGGCUAUUCUGGAUCGGUCCUCCAAUUUUUGCAUUACUUCGCUUUUCUGGUUCGUUGCGCACUAUUCGGUCGAGUGUUUUGGUCUUUUAGUGGGCAUAUCUGCUUUGCUCUUGGUUUGCGCCGUGGUCGUCUUCGUGAGGUUGCACCGGAGCAACAAGGUAGAGCUCGUCGAGAGGGCUGCUGCUUCAAGGAUGGUUUACUACAUGGCACUAGCAGUCAUAUCAGAGGCACUCAUGAUCCCAUACUUCUACGUUAUAGCCUUUGGCGGCCAAAGAAGGCACGCUCUCAACUUAUCCAUGGUUGCUGCUGUUGUCGCCAAUAUAUCAGGCUUGAUGACGGGAGGCCUAUACUUGUUCCUGAAAUCCAACACUAUAUCCACGAUCGGGCCGAAAAACAAGGAUGCAGAUUACGAGAAUCGAAGGGAAGGGUACAACAAGGCUGAACGCUACGAUUCGGGCGGACUGGACUUCGACAGUCACAUCAUGCGGCCAGUGACGAGCCCCGGAAAAGUUCGCCGCAUGGGCAGCAACGCCAGUCUAAUAAGGACGACCAGAGAUGAAGAGGCAGAAGACAGCCCUGUCACGCCGACUAUCCUUUUCCGUACACCUACGAUACCAGAGCCCGCACAGAUACCUUCGACACCCUCUGUCGCUAGCCAUAUGCGAAAAGAGUCCUACUCGCUUUUCCCGAUCAGCCCACCGACCGCGAGACCAUCCGCCGCCCUCCUACCAUCAACAACAUAUACACCUGCCUCCUCCAAAUUUUCAGACGCCGAUACCCUCAAGCCCCCACCGUCAAUGGGUUUCCUCGCCGCCCGUGGCCACCGACGAAACUCUUCACUGGUCUCAUCAGCCACAGUCCAAAUCGGCCUGCGUCUCUCUUCAGUUGAGAAGGUACCUCCACUCCUGAGUCCAGGUACCGACGUCCACGGCAUCAACUGCCCAAGUCUCGGUCGGAUGAACACGAUAAUACCGGAGAGGAAACAGCCUCCUCCGCUGAUAACGGACUUUGAUACCCCCGUCAACAAAGAAUUCCCGCGGAGGGAUUCAAUGACGUACACGGAGCCCGAGGGCGAGGGCGAGGAACAACUCGAGACGCUCAGUCCGACCGUCUACGACCCGAAGAGUCCAGCAGAUGAGCCCGUGUUGCUCAGUUCGAAGGUUUAUACGCCUACGAGUCCAGUACAGAAGCUGGAGACACUCAGCCCGAAGGUCUAUUCACCAAUGGGUCCGGCUGAAGAGGUGGUGACGCUUAGUGCUAAGACAUAUUCACCUACGACACCUACUAAGACGAAACUACCUAGUCCUCGAAGCCCUCAGGCUGACGGUGGGGAGUUGUUGUCGAGCGCUAGGUAUACCCCGUCAUGAGCCCGACGGUGAUUCCACGAGGAACAUGAGAAAAAUUGUUUCCAGUGGCGAUAGAACCUGAACAUAAACAGAGACGGAUUGUACGAUA